AUGUUUUCUUGCCUUUUACAUUCCUCACGCCCUACUGACAGCUAUUGCACUUUGGCGGCACCACUCAGCCAGACUGCCCGUACCCGUACGAUGACCUUCCAUGCAGCCACGGCGAAACGCAAGACCGAGCAUUCGGGAAUCAAGGAAUCUAACUUGCAUUUGUCCCGGGUCCUACUAAGCUCUUUCUGCCGUGCAAAAGGACGUUUCGUUUCGUUUUUCAUAUGCUAUCCAUUUCCUUUUGGGCUAACUAGGUUUCCGCGGGUUUUGUGGUCAAUAGGACUCGACAAAUCAUUAUUUACGCGCGUGCAUUUUUCGCCAUCAUUCUUUUCCCUUCUUGCACCACUACAAUUUUCCGGGAUUGUACGAUCGUAG
Molecule: messenger RNA, 372 nt
Organism: Saccharomyces cerevisiae S288C
Lineage: Eukaryota; Fungi; Ascomycota; Saccharomycetes; Saccharomycetales; Saccharomycetaceae
Gene: YDR274C
Exons: 1
Coding region: 1-372 (123 amino acids)
Source: RefSeq, marked reviewed